This is a messenger RNA of Schistosoma haematobium, 8960 nucleotides long. RefSeq lists its product as uncharacterized. NCBI's taxonomy places the organism in Eukaryota, Metazoa, Platyhelminthes, Trematoda, Strigeidida, Schistosomatidae. Gene Ontology annotation, molecular function: calcium ion binding. Bases 1 to 8013 code for a protein of 2670 amino acids. The record is from RefSeq and is a predicted model, not a curated record. The transcript is spliced from 7 exons.
AUGUACGUUAAUGAAAAUGACAAAAGGUUACACUCCACAAAAAAUAAACAAUCAUGUGACGUCCAUUCAUGUCAAACAACAAAAAAUAACCAGGUGAAAACUCACCGAAAAUCUCAUUCUAUCACAAACUAUUUAUCUAGGCAUCAUGAAGAUGAUCAUGAUGACGAAGAUGAAACAUCGCUAGACUCAGAUGGUAACGGCAUACCGGAUUAUAUGGAAGAUGAAAAUGGCGAUGGUAUUCCGGACUACCUAGAAGAUGAUGAUAAUGAUGGCAUUCCAGAUCAUUUGGAAAGUGAUUCAGACGGAGACGGUAUUCCAGAUUAUAUGGAAGAUGAUGAUGGAGAUGGAAUACCAAACUACUUAGAAGACGAAGAUGAAAAUGGCAUUCCAGAUUACCUGGAAAAUAGUAAAGAGAUCAAAAAUCAAGGUAAGUAUAAAAUAAACGAACGUCCAGCUCGAAAACAUAAAAAUAAAGAAAUACGUACAAAUGACAAUAAAAAAAAUAUAAAAAGAAACGGAAAAAACAACAAUAAAAAAAUUCACAGUCAACAACGCUGCUCACACCAUGACCAUCUAGAAGACGAUUCUCAUGCUGACGGUAUCCCUGACCACCAGGAGGAUGAGGAUGGUGACGGAAUUCCAGACUACCUGGAAGACGAUGAUGGGGACGGUAUUCCCAAUUAUCUCGAAACGAGUCACCUCAAGAGAGCAAGCAAAUUACCGAAACAUAUCGACAGGGACGGUGAUGGAAUUCCAGACCAUCUAGAGGGUGAUUCUGAUGGUGACGGUAUCCCUGACCACCAGGAGGAUGAGGAUGGUGACGGAAUUCCAGACUACCUGGAAGACGAUGAUGGGGACGGUAUUCCCAAUUAUCUCGAAACGAGUCACCUCAAGAGAGCAAGCAAAUUACCGAAACAUAUCGACAGGGACGGUGAUGGAAUUCCAGACCAUCUAGAGGGUGAUUCUGAUGGUGACGGUAUCCCUGACCACCAGGAGGAUGAGGAUGGUGACGGAAUUCCAGACUACCUGGAAGACGAUGAUGGGGACGGUAUUCCCAAUUAUCUCGAAACGAGUCACCUCAAGAGAGCAAGCAAAUUACCGAAACAUAUCGACAGGGACGGUGAUGGAAUUCCAGACCAUCUAGAGGGUGAUUCUGAUGGUGACGGUAUCCCUGACCACCAGGAGGAUGAGGAUGGUGACGGAAUUCCAGACUACCUGGAAGACGAUGAUGGGGACGGUAUUCCCAAUUAUCUCGAAACGAGUCACCUCAAGAGAGCAAGCAAAUUACCGAAACAUAUCGACAGGGACGGUGAUGGAAUUCCAGACCAUCUAGAGGGUGAUUCUGAUGGUGACGGUAUCCCUGACCACCAGGAGGAUGAGGAUGGUGACGGAAUUCCAGACUACCUGGAAGACGAUGAUGGGGACGGUAUUCCCAAUUAUCUCGAAACGAGUCACCUCAAGAGAGCAAGCAAAUUACCGAAACAUAUCGACAGGGACGGUGAUGGAAUUCCAGACCAUCUAGAGGGUGAUUCUGAUGGUGACGGUAUCCCUGACCACCAGGAGGAUGAGGAUGGUGACGGAAUUCCAGACUACCUGGAAGACGAUGAUGGGGACGGUAUUCCCAAUUAUCUCGAAACGAGUCACCUCAAGAGAGCAAGCAAAUUACCGAAACAUAUCGACAGGGACGGUGAUGGAAUUCCAGACCAUCUAGAGGGUGAUUCUGAUGGUGACGGUAUCCCUGACCACCAGGAGGAUGAGGAUGGUGACGGAAUUCCAGACUACCUGGAAGACGAUGAUGGGGACGGUAUUCCCAAUUAUCUCGAAACGAGUCACCUCAAGAGAGCAAGCAAAUUACCGAAACAUAUCGACAGGGACGGUGAUGGAAUUCCAGACCAUCUAGAGGGUGAUUCUGAUGGUGACGGUAUCCCUGACCACCAGGAGGAUGAGGAUGGUGACGGAAUUCCAGACUACCUGGAAGACGAUGAUGGGGACGGUAUUCCCAAUUAUCUCGAAACGAGUCACCUCAAGAGAGCAAGCAAAUUACCGAAACAUAUCGACAGGGACGGUGAUGGAAUUCCAGACCAUCUAGAGGGUGAUUCUGAUGGUGACGGUAUCCCUGACCACCAGGAGGAUGAGGAUGGUGACGGAAUUCCAGACUACCUGGAAGACGAUGAUGGGGACGGUAUUCCCAAUUAUCUCGAAACGAGUCACCUCAAGAGAGCAAGCAAAUUACCGAAACAUAUCGACAGGGACGGUGAUGGAAUUCCAGACCAUCUAGAGGGUGAUUCUGAUGGUGACGGUAUCCCUGACCACCAGGAGGAUGAGGAUGGUGACGGAAUUCCAGACUACCUGGAAGACGAUGAUGGGGACGGUAUUCCCAAUUAUCUCGAAACGAGUCACCUCAAGAGAGCAAGCAAAUUACCGAAACAUAUCGACAGGGACGGUGAUGGAAUUCCAGACCAUCUAGAGGGUGAUUCUGAUGGUGACGGUAUCCCUGACCACCAGGAGGAUGAGGAUGGUGACGGAAUUCCAGACUACCUGGAAGACGAUGAUGGGGACGGUAUUCCCAAUUAUCUCGAAACGAGUCACCUCAAGAGAGCAAGCAAAUUACCGAAACAUAUCGACAGGGACGGUGAUGGAAUUCCAGACCAUCUAGAGGGUGAUUCUGAUGGUGACGGUAUCCCUGACCACCAGGAGGAUGAGGAUGGUGACGGAAUUCCAGACUACCUGGAAGACGAUGAUGGGGACGGUAUUCCCAAUUAUCUCGAAACGAGUCACCUCAAGAGAGCAAGCAAAUUACCGAAACAUAUCGACAGGGACGGUGAUGGAAUUCCAGACCAUCUAGAGGGUGAUUCUGAUGGUGACGGUAUCCCUGACCACCAGGAGGAUGAGGAUGGUGACGGAAUUCCAGACUACCUGGAAGACGAUGAUGGGGACGGUAUUCCCAAUUAUCUCGAAACGAGUCACCUCAAGAGAGCAAGCAAAUUACCGAAACAUAUCGACAGGGACGGUGAUGGAAUUCCAGACCAUCUAGAGGGUGAUUCUGAUGGUGACGGUAUCCCUGACCACCAGGAGGAUGAGGAUGGUGACGGAAUUCCAGACUACCUGGAAGACGAUGAUGGGGACGGUAUUCCCAAUUAUCUCGAAACGAGUCACCUCAAGAGAGCAAGCAAAUUACCGAAACAUAUCGACAGGGACGGUGAUGGAAUUCCAGACCAUCUAGAGGGUGAUUCUGAUGGUGACGGUAUCCCUGACCACCAGGAGGAUGAGGAUGGUGACGGAAUUCCAGACUACCUGGAAGACGAUGAUGGGGACGGUAUUCCCAAUUAUCUCGAAACGAGUCACCUCAAGAGAGCAAGCAAAUUACCGAAACAUAUCGACAGGGACGGUGAUGGAAUUCCAGACCAUCUAGAGGGUGAUUCUGAUGGUGACGGUAUCCCUGACCACCAGGAGGAUGAGGAUGGUGACGGAAUUCCAGACUACCUGGAAGACGAUGAUGGGGACGGUAUUCCCAAUUAUCUCGAAACGAGUCACCUCAAGAGAGCAAGCAAAUUACCGAAACAUAUCGACAGGGACGGUGAUGGAAUUCCAGACCAUCUAGAGGGUGAUUCUGAUGGUGACGGUAUCCCUGACCACCAGGAGGAUGAGGAUGGUGACGGAAUUCCAGACUACCUGGAAGACGAUGAUGGGGACGGUAUUCCCAAUUAUCUCGAAACGAGUCACCUCAAGAGAGCAAGCAAAUUACCGAAACAUAUCGACAGGGACGGUGAUGGAAUUCCAGACCAUCUAGAGGGUGAUUCUGAUGGUGACGGUAUCCCUGACCACCAGGAGGAUGAGGAUGGUGACGGAAUUCCAGACUACCUGGAAGACGAUGAUGGGGACGGUAUUCCCAAUUAUCUCGAAACGAGUCACCUCAAGAGAGCAAGCAAAUUACCGAAACAUAUCGACAGGGACGGUGAUGGAAUUCCAGACCAUCUAGAGGGUGAUUCUGAUGGUGACGGUAUCCCUGACCACCAGGAGGAUGAGGAUGGUGACGGAAUUCCAGACUACCUGGAAGACGAUGAUGGGGACGGUAUUCCCAAUUAUCUCGAAACGAGUCACCUCAAGAGAGCAAGCAAAUUACCGAAACAUAUCGACAGGGACGGUGAUGGAAUUCCAGACCAUCUAGAGGGUGAUUCUGAUGGUGACGGUAUCCCUGACCACCAGGAGGAUGAGGAUGGUGACGGAAUUCCAGACUACCUGGAAGACGAUGAUGGGGACGGUAUUCCCAAUUAUCUCGAAACGAGUCACCUCAAGAGAGCAAGCAAAUUACCGAAACAUAUCGACAGGGACGGUGAUGGAAUUCCAGACCAUCUAGAGGGUGAUUCUGAUGGUGACGGUAUCCCUGACCACCAGGAGGAUGAGGAUGGUGACGGAAUUCCAGACUACCUGGAAGACGAUGAUGGGGACGGUAUUCCCAAUUAUCUCGAAACGAGUCACCUCAAGAGAGCAAGCAAAUUACCGAAACAUAUCGACAGGGACGGUGAUGGAAUUCCAGACCAUCUAGAGGGUGAUUCUGAUGGUGACGGUAUCCCUGACCACCAGGAGGAUGAGGAUGGUGACGGAAUUCCAGACUACCUGGAAGACGAUGAUGGGGACGGUAUUCCCAAUUAUCUCGAAACGAGUCACCUCAAGAGAGCAAGCAAAUUACCGAAACAUAUCGACAGGGACGGUGAUGGAAUUCCAGACCAUCUAGAGGGUGAUUCUGAUGGUGACGGUAUCCCUGACCACCAGGAGGAUGAGGAUGGUGACGGAAUUCCAGACUACCUGGAAGACGAUGAUGGGGACGGUAUUCCCAAUUAUCUCGAAACGAGUCACCUCAAGAGAGCAAGCAAAUUACCGAAACAUAUCGACAGGGACGGUGAUGGAAUUCCAGACCAUCUAGAGGGUGAUUCUGAUGGUGACGGUAUCCCUGACCACCAGGAGGAUGAGGAUGGUGACGGAAUUCCAGACUACCUGGAAGACGAUGAUGGGGACGGUAUUCCCAAUUAUCUCGAAACGAGUCACCUCAAGAGAGCAAGCAAAUUACCGAAACAUAUCGACAGGGACGGUGAUGGAAUUCCAGACCAUCUAGAGGGUGAUUCUGAUGGUGACGGUAUCCCUGACCACCAGGAGGAUGAGGAUGGUGACGGAAUUCCAGACUACCUGGAAGACGAUGAUGGGGACGGUAUCCCAAAUUAUUUUGAAAAUAAUGGUGCUGCAUCAAUUUAUUUAAAUUUUUUGCGGAAAUCGAUCAUGAAUUUCAAGUCGUCGGAUUCAAAGGACAAUGUUAUUCAUGAUUACCUGCGUGGUGACUCUGAUGGUGAUGGUGUUGCUGACUAUCUAAAAGAUAGUGAUAAUGACGGAGUACUAGAUUUUAUGGAAGAUGAUGAUGAUGAAACACCAAACUAUAUAGAUGUUGAUUCUACAGGACAAUCUUUGCAACAUACAAUUUCGUAUAAGAAGCACUACGAUUUCAAUAAAAAUGGCAUACCAGAUGACUUGGAAAGUGAUCAGGAUGGAGAUGGCAUCCUUGACUUCAUGGAAGAUUCUGAUGACGAUGGUAUUCCAGAUUAUCUAGAGGAUUCAGAUAAUGAUGGAUUCCCAAACUAUUUAGAUGAUACAUUUAACUCCAAACGUGAUAUCCAUUUAAAAUUUGAAGAUAAAAAUAAGAAUGGGAUACCGGAUCAUUUAGAACGUGAUUCUGACUAUGACGGAGUUCUUGACUACUUAGAAGAUUCUGAUAGAGAUGGUAUACCAGACUAUUUAGAAGAUACUGAUGCAGAUGGUACACCAGAUUACAUGGAUGAAGAUGCUGUUACACAAUUUUCUCCGAGAAAAAUACGCCAUCGUGGCAGCGGUCGAAAAUUUGCUGAUGCUGAUAGAGAUGGUAUACCAGAUCAUUUAGAAGGUGAUAUUAAUCAAAACAAUAUCAUUGACUAUUUAGAAGAUUUGGAUAAUAACAGUAUACCGGAUUAUCUUGAAGAUUCUGACAAAGAUGGUAUACCAGACUAUUUAGACGAAGAUGCUAAUACAAAAUUUUCACCCAAAGUAUUAAGAUCAUUAAAACCAGCCAGACAUUAUGCUGAUAUAGACGGUGAUUACAUACCAGACCAUUUGGAAGAAGAUAAUGAUGGUGAUGGAAUUCCAGACUACCAAGAAGAUUCUGAUUCGAAUGGUAUCCCAGAUUAUUUAGAAGAUAGUGAUGGUGAUGGUAUACCGGAUUACAUAGAUGAGGAUGCUACGACACAGUUUUCACCGAAAAAAUAUCGUGAAUUACGUUCUUCUAUGAAAUUUGAAGAUGAAGACGGUGAUGGUAUACCAGAUCAUUUACAAGGUGAUUCCGAUGGUGAUGGAAUUUUAGAUUUUCUUGAAGAUAGCGAUGGUGAUGGGUUACCAGAUUAUUUAGAAGAUGCUGACGGUGAUGGUAUUCCAGAUUAUUUAGAUGAAGACGCAAAUAGUCAAUUUUCACCGAAACAUUUCACUGACAAAAAUAAAGAUGGUAUACCGGAUCAUUUAGAAGGUGAUUCAGACGGUGAUGGUACACCGGAUUAUCUUGAAGAUACUGAUCAAGAUGGUGUCCCAGAUUAUUUAGAAGAUUCCGAUAAUGAUGGUAUACCGAAUUAUUUAGAUAAUGAUGUUGUUGAUGUGGAAGUUGAAGCAGUUAUUGAAGCGUAUGAUAAAGAUACUAACAAUAAUGGGAUGGCAGAUUAUUUAGAAGAUUGGGACGGUGAUGGUAUACCAAAUUAUCUUGAAGAUGAAGAUCAUGAUGGUAUUGUAGACUUCUUGGAUAAACAAGACAAUCGUUUAUUAAGACGAUUAACCAAAAAUAAGAAAUCAAAAUUUCAAAAUCCAAAUGAUAAAAAUGCCAAUUUUAUACCAGAUCAUGUAGAGGAUGAUUUAGAUGGUAAUGGAAUUCCAGAAUUUAAACAAGAUUCUGACGGUGAUGGUAUACCGGACUACUUAGAUGAAGAUUAUUUUCAUCACUUCCUAAAGGAGUCAAAAAAACACACUAAAAAGAAAAAAAAAGAAAGUAAAAAAUCUUCGAGUAAAAUCAAAGCCGUCCCUGGGAUCCCAGACAGUUUGGAUCAUGAUGCAAAUAGUGAUGGUGCACUGAAAGAGAAAGUUGCCGAUCGAAAUAACAACGGGGUACCAGAUAAUCUAGAGAUGAAAGACUCUGAUAAUGAUGGAAUUCCCGAUGAUCAAGACGAUGACGACGAUAAUGAUGGUAUCAAGGAUUAUCAUGAAGAUCGAAAUGGUAAUCAGAUGUUGGAUAUUCUUGAAGCAAAAGAUACAGAUGGUGAUGGCAUUCCUGAUUAUCUAGAUGACGACGAUGAUGGGGACGGUAUACCUGAUUGCGAUGACGAUGAUGACGAUGGUGAUGGUAUAUUAGACAUUGAUGAAGACGAAAACAGGAAUAAAAUUCCUGACCAUUUAGAAACCGAAGACACUGAUGGGGACGGAAUUAUUGAUCUACUUGAUACAGAUGAUGAUAACGAUAAUAUACCAGACCACUUAGAUAGUGAUUCCGAUGGAGAUGGUAUUGACGAUAAAAAGCAAGACAGAAAUCGUCAUAAAACUACUAAUCCAAAAGAAACUGUCAAGAAAAAUAGAGAAACCAAAACGACGGUUCAUUCACCUUCACCUAAAUCUCAACUACCAGGACAUUCAAAAAGCAAAUCACUACCUAAAAAGACAACAGAAGAUUAUGAUAAUGAAGACAGUGAAAAAACUGAUGAUGAUUAUGACAACAAGAAACUAUCUAAAAUGAAAGACAGUGGUAUCAAUAGUGAUAAUGAUGAUGACGAUGAUGAUGAUAACGAUGAAGACGAAGAUGACGCCGAUGGAGCAGAUGAUGGCAAACCUAUGACGAAAACUAGGUCUAUAGUUUUGUCUAUAUUAAAACGAAUCGAAAACAUCUUUGGUGUUGAAGAUGAUGAUGGUGAUCAUGAUGCUGAAGAGGAUGAUUCACAUGAAGAAAUUCAUGAUCAUUAAAAUGUUAUUUUAUCCUCAUUUUUAUACUAAAGAGAUUUCAUAUGAUUUUAUCAAAACUAAAGUUGUUUUAGAACCAUUAAGUAGUACAACCAACCAUUACUACUAAUUCUCAUGACUUAGUUUGCAUCGGUUGAAUAUACUAGCUCAAUUGACAAAACUAUUGUUUUGAUGUAUGAUAAUGCGCAGUUCUGUACCUUACCAUUUUUUUUUCGUUUUAAAGAUAUUCUUACAUACUAACUAAAUCCUUAGAAUAAUACUCUCACACAAUAGCUUUACUUUUCAUCCACUCAGUCUCUUUGUUCUCCCUCUUCAACCCUUCUUUAUUGCUUCAUUUUCGAAUCAGUUAAACUAUCCAUCUUGUAACUUAUCCAAUUUCUUCUUGUUUUUUUAUUUGCUUUAGUGGAAAUAGAAAGAAUUGAACAGGAAAACAACAAACAAGUACACAAAAGAGACUAGAUUAGAAAAUAACAAGAAAUAUGGAAAAUCAAUAGAAUAGAGUUAUAUACAACGUUGAUUUUCCAGCUCUUUUGUUCUGAUCAAGUAAUUUUGCAUUUUCGUUGAUUACACACACACAAACUAAACACAUGUUUUAAUGGUACUACUACUACUACCACCGCCUUUCUUUCAACUACUAUGAAUUAGUUAUUCAUUCAUCAACUGUAAUAAACUCUUUGUGAAUGUUUAUUCCUUGUUUUCUUUCGGUUUUUCAGUUUCACUUCUUCAUCAUCCACUAUUUUUCGUUCGUAUACAGUAGAAAUAUUCUGAAAACCCUAUCUCCCUACAUAUACUGUUUUUAUUUUUCUGUCUUCAACUUUCAAUUUAAAUUAAAUAUAGACACAUUUAAACAAACAAGCAAAUUACAGCACAGAAAUUAAAUAUUAUUUAGUUGAGUUUACUUAUUUUCCUUUAGCAUGUUUUCGUUAAUAAAAUUUACUGGUUUUCUUUUG